AUGCCACGACUGAAACCAAAGGUGGGUCAGGCCCGCAGAAACACGUUUCCAACCGUUGUUCCUAUUCCACGUGGACAUAGUACGUAUGGAACCUGCAUUGCACCAAUUAAUAGCAUCAAGGCAGAUGAUCACGCGUUAUCACAAUCAUUCACUAGCCACAACGACUACUUCAACUACCAACCAAAAACUGAUAUCCACGAUGAACCCCAUCUUAAACGCUCACAUAUCCCCACCCCGCUUCAGCUUCAGCACGAUGACAACACACCCCUGUCGGCCGGCCCUUCAGGUUACAAAUACAUGCCACUGUCCUUGCGCACUCCGGACCUCGAGUCCUUCCGCUAUGACCAUGGCAUAGAAUUUAAGAAGCACUUCUCGAUCAGAGAGACGGUCUUGAAUGCCCAGUGGCAUCAGAUCUUCGAUGAAGACGCGCUGCUAUCCAGAACAAAGCGAAAGAGUGUACAAUCUCUUAGAAAAUUAAAGAACAUCUUUCGAAACUUUCGCGGCAAGCCGAUCCCACCCUACGCUAUCUUAUCGCACCGAUGGGGCGGCUCCGAGAUCCUUAUUGAAAAUGUAUUGAAUGGAAACUAUAAAGAGAAAGAAGAAGGCUACCAGAAGCUACGGUUCUGUGCCGAACAAGCGGCUCAGGACGGGCUGCAGUACUUCUGGAUCGACACAUGCUGCAUCGAUAGAUGGGACAACAACGAGCGCUCCAAGGCGAUCAACUCAAUGUUUCAGUGGUACCGGAACGCGGCCCGAUGUUACGUCUUUCUGUCGGAUGUCUCGCUACCCGCUACGGCAGACACGCCCCAACGCAGCGACUGGGAGACGUCGUUCCGGAAGAGCGAAUGGUUCACUCGAGGAUGGACGCUUCAAGAGCUGGUCGCGCCAGUGUUAGUCGAGUUCUUCUCGCGUCAAGGACAGCGCAUAGGCGACAAAGUGUCACUUGAUCAACUACUACACGAUAUUACCGAGAUUCCACUCGCCGCGCUGCACAACUGUCCUUUAGGCCAAUUUAGUAUAUCUGAGCGAAUGCGAUGGGCUGAACACCGCAGAACAACUGAAGAAGAAGACAUUGUAUAUUGCCUACUUGGAGUUCUUGGCGUCUCUUUGCCUACGACUUAUGGAGAAGGAAAGGAGAGUGCAUUAAGAAGGUUGCAAGCUGAAGUCGAGGAAUCUGGCAGCGCGCCGUCAAUUAUUCCCUUCUCACGAAACCAGUCUUUUGUGGGCCGUGAACUACAGCUUACAGAGCUAGAAGCGAAGCUCUUUAGCAAUAAACGGACUACCACUACUCUAGCAAUUGUUGGCCCUGGCGGAACAGGCAAAUCGCAGCUCGCACUCGAGGCUGCCUUCAGAACAAGGCAGAAUAGCAGAAGCUGCUCAGUUUUCUGGAUGGACGCGAGCGACAGAGAUAGCCUUUACCGAUCUUACGCAAACAUUGCGCAGAAGCUUAGUAUUUCUGGGUGUAACGAUGACCAGGUAGACACAAAGCAGGUCAUAAAACGCUGUGUGACAACAAUAAGUGCGCGACAGUGUUUGCUGGUCUUCGACAACGUGGAGCGCACUGCUAUAUGGCCAAGUGGCUUGCCUACUACAGAAGCUACUAGUAUAUACUUGACCGAAUUUUUGCCGCACUCUAAGCUAUGUUCUAUCAUUUUUACAACAACAGAGAGUAACAUAGCUGAGGCGCUUGCUCCACAGAAUGUCACAGUGCUGCAGGAGCUGACGCCAGACACGGCGCUGAGGAUGUUACGAAACCGCGUGGCAACGCCGUUUUCGAACACUGAGCAACAGGUUGCCAUGCACUUACUGAGAGAGUUAUUGUAUCUGCCUUUGGCAAUCGCGCAAGCGGCAGCGUGCAUACGCGCUAGUAGCAUGACCGUACAACAGUACCAAGCACAGCUAGACCAUCACAAAGACGCAGCUCUCAAGUACAGUAAUAACUUAUCUAAAGGCGAGCAGCGGGAAUGUGGUCUAAGAAAGACUGUAGCUGCUACACUGUCUCUCUCUAUAAGCCAAGUCUAUAACAGCAAUGCGGUUGCUAUAGGCUACCUUUUUAUUGCUGCAUGCGUAAAUCGAAAGGACAUCUCGCUUGAUCUUCUAGAGGCAGCUUCACCGCGGGCCCGUGAAGAUGCCAUUAAGGUACUUGAUAAGUAUGCGCUCAUCACGAGGCGACCUGCUGAGUCUGCAAUCGAAGUUCAUCGACUAGUCCAUCAAGCUCUGUGCAGCCAGCUGCAAGUGCAGGGACGGCUCAUGCAGUGGACUCAAUGCACUAUCAGGCAGUUACUCCGAGUAUUUCCAAACGAUGAUCAUAGUAGUAGAAGCAAGUGGAGACGACUGCUUCCGCAUGCGCAGCAUGCUCUGUCGCAUAGUCUGAUGGAUGACAAUAACGGAGAGAGACUAUAUCUCACAUGGAAGUGUGCUAGGUCACUUUUUAGUGAUGGAAGGUAUAAGGAGGCCGAAGAGCUGUUUGUGCAAGUGGUGCAGACAACAAAGAGAGUACUUGGCAAUAAGCACCCUAACACGCUAGCUAGCAAGGCCAACCUAGCGUCGACAUACAGGAACCAAGGGCGGUGGAAGGAGGCCGAAGAGCUAGAAGUGCAAGUGGUGCAGACGAGAAAGAGAGUGCUUGGCGAGGAGCAUCCUGACACGCUGGCCAGCAUUGUUAACCUAGCGUCAACGUACUCGGAUCAAGGGCGAUGGAAAGAAGCAGAAGAGCUAGAGGUACAAGUGAUGCAGACAAGGAAGAGAGUACUUGGCGAGGAGCAUCCUGACACGCUGGCCAGCAUGGCCAAUCUGGCGUCGGUAUAUAGCCACCAAGGGCGAUGGAAGGAGGCCGAAGAGCUAGAAGUGCAAGUGGUGCAGACGAGAAAGAGAGUGCUUGGCGAGGAGCAUCCUGACACGCUGACCAGCAUCGUUAACCUAGCGUCAACGUACUCGGAUCAAGGGCGAUGGAAGGAAGCAGAAGAGCCAGAGGUACAAGUGAUGCAGACAAGGAAGAGAGUACUUGGCAAUGAGCACCCUAGCACGCUAAUCAGCAUGGCCAAUCUGGCGUCGGUAUAUAGCCACCAGGGGCGAUGGAGGGAGGCUGAAGAGCUGUUUAUGCAAGUGGUGCAGACAACAAAGAGAGUACUUGGCAAUGAGCACCCUAAAACGCUAACUAGCAAGGCCAACCUAGCGUCAACAUACAUGAACCAGGGGCGGUGGAAGAAGGCUGAAGAGCUAUUUGUGCAAGUGGUGCAGACGAGAAAGAGAGUAUUUGGCGAGAAUCACCCUGACACUUUGACUAGCGUAGCUAAUCUGGCGUUGACGUACUCGAACCAAAGGCGAUGGAAGGAGGCUGAAGAGCUAGGAGUAGAAGUAAUGCAGAUGUCAAAGAGUGUGCUUGGCGAGAAGCAUCCAAACACGCUAGCCAGUAUAGCCAACCUAGCGUCAACGUACUCGAACCAAAGGCGGUGGAAGGAGGCCGAAGAGUUAGAGGUAGAAGUAAUGCAGAUAACAAAGAGUGUACUUGGUGAGGAGCAUCCUAACACGCUAACCAGCAUGGCCAACCUAGCGUUAACGUACUCGGAUCAAGGGCGAUGGAAGGAGGCUGAAGAGCUACAGGUGCAAGUGGUGCAGAUAACAAAGAGAACACUUGGCGAGGAGCACCCUCACACGCUUACCAGCAUGAACGAUCUCGCCUUCACGUUGCAGUCGCAAGCUCGCUGUGAGGAGGCUUUUGCACUGAUGGAAACAUGCUUCCAAUUGCGCCAGCAGGUCCUUGGCGAGCAACACCAUGAUACACAGUCGUCGCUGGAAACGCUGCAUAGCUGGCGAGUGGAGUAUAGUAACGAGAACCUAUAAUUUUAUCUUCAUACAACUCUGCAUAACAAAUACACGGCCGGUGCGACGG
Bipolaris sorokiniana ND90Pr is the source of this 3892-nucleotide messenger RNA. RefSeq lists its product as uncharacterized. NCBI's taxonomy places the organism in Eukaryota, Fungi, Ascomycota, Dothideomycetes, Pleosporales, Pleosporaceae. The record is from RefSeq and is a predicted model, not a curated record. Gene Ontology annotation, cellular component: kinesin complex. The transcript has 2 exons. Gene Ontology annotation, molecular function: protein binding; ADP binding. The coding region runs from base 1 to 3843 and encodes 1280 amino acids.